Messenger RNA from Seminavis robusta, 288 nucleotides. The record is from the annotation of a GenBank genome assembly. NCBI's taxonomy places the organism in Eukaryota, Bacillariophyta, Bacillariophyceae, Naviculales, Naviculaceae.
AUGAACAAAUUCUUCGCCCUCGUUAUUGCCGCCCUUUUCGUGGUCAAUGGUGUCACUGCUUUCACCAAUGUCAAGGCACCGGUGUCUGUCACCACCGCACCCGUUGCUUCCUUCAGUCCUUUUGUUGCUGAGACUUCUACCUCUCUCAACUUGAAGGUCAAGGUGGACCCUGAACAGAGCAAGAACCGAUCGAACCCUGCUGCUAUGAAGGGUGCCGCUUACGGAGGAUCGAUUGCUAUUGCAGUCCUUCUCCCCGUGGCUUUCCUUGUGUGGGCGGCAACCAAAUAA